Lampris incognitus (smalleye Pacific opah) is the source of this 4080-nucleotide messenger RNA. RefSeq names its product beta-2 adrenergic receptor-like. The coding region runs from base 391 to 1557 and encodes 388 amino acids. The transcript is spliced from 4 exons. The record is from RefSeq and is a predicted model, not a curated record. Gene Ontology annotation, molecular function: G protein-coupled receptor activity. NCBI's taxonomy places the organism in Eukaryota, Metazoa, Chordata, Actinopteri, Lampriformes, Lampridae. Gene Ontology annotation, cellular component: membrane. Gene Ontology annotation, biological process: G protein-coupled receptor signaling pathway.
AGAGAGCUCUGUGUGCACGUCUCAGAAGGACAGCGAUGCCAGGACUACGGACUCUACCCCCGUCUCCGCUGGAGUGUCUUUAAGUGGAUUGUACCGUGCAAACAAGCCCGCUUUCAUCCUGGAUUGUUCCUAGAUGCUCCACAACCUCCUCUCUCCGCAGCCGUUUAACCAUUAACCCUGAAGGAAAGAAAAAAAAAAGAGAAAAGAAUGAAAAAGAAAUUCUGGUGCUGUGUCUCACUAUGCCUGGGGAAAUGCCACGGGGAAGACUUCCGCCUGUCAUCUUCACUUUAGGUUAAUUUCUCAGCCCAGGCAAUGGUUUCUGGGGAGUCUGGGCUUUCAUAAGGGGCACCUCCACCCACACGUGCCAGAGAUAAACAGCUGUCCUGGGCCAUGACCGCUCUGCUUGCCAACAUCAGUGCUCCUGGCAGCACAGGAUUACUGCUGCCGACCACAGACAGCUCCCCGAACCUGACAGCAGCCGCCCAGUCAGGGGCCGGCCGGCUGCUGGCCCCUCUGUGCACCCUCUGUUGCUGUGGCCUCCUCAAUCGCACCCUGGCAGUGGUGUUUAUGGUCAGCCUUGCCUUCGCCAUCGUGGUCGGCAAUGUGAUCACCCUCACUGUCUUCAUGCAAACAAGGCAGUCCCAAACGCCACAGGGAUACUUAAAAGUAUCCCUGGCCAUAGCGGACAUGAUGGUGGGUGUCCUUGUGGUGCCGUUCUCGGUCUACACCGAGAUUUCUUUGAUGGUAACCAGCACCCCUCCGGCUUGGUACCAGGGUACUUCUAUGACCUCUGCCGCCUCACUGGGUAGGAUCACGGGUCCUUGGCAGCCCUGCAUGCUCAUUGGCCCUGUGUUCGCCGGAUGCACCUUUGUCUCUAUCAGCACCAUCUUUCUCAUGACGGUGGAGCGAAGUGUGGCUAUCCUGAAGCCGCUGCACAAAGACACCUUGGUCACCCGGAGAAGAACUCUGCUCCUCAUACUCCUCUCCUGGGCAUCAAGCUUCCUGCUGGCGCUCGCACCCCUCAUUUUCAGCAAAAACUUUACUUUGGAGUACAACGAGUGCAGCCGCAUGUGUAUCUACACCCCCCUGUGGUUUGGAGGCCAACUGCCGGCGGACGCCAACAUCCUGCUGCUGUUUCCAGCGUUCGACUUCACGCUGCUGGGUGGGACGUUAGCGGUCAACAUCCUGUCCUUCACCAGCAUCCGACGCUACACCCGGAAACGCAAACUGCUUUCGGAGGGCAGCCUGGGCGACGGGGGAAGCGGAGGAGGGGGAGGCUGUUCUCACAGGCCUUCGUUCUCAGACAUCAAGGCAGCCAAGACUAUCAGCAUACUAACGUUUGCCUUCACGGCGUCCUUCACUCCGAUUGCAGUCUUUGUGGUGGGGAACGUGGUGGGAUACACGUGGUGUAACUUUUCCUUCUUUGCCUUCUGGAUUCUGACGGGAAACAGCUGCUGUAACGUCAUCAUCUACAGCGUGAGGGAUCAGCGCUUCCGGAAGGGCGUGACCCUGUUGUUUCAGAGGGACCGGUCACUCCCGCAUGGGGAUAAGAACUGAGGGGGAAUCCAAAAACCAACCAACAAACUUCAUUUGUUAAUUUUUUUGGUUUUGGGCUGCGGUCUAUUAAAUGCAGAUAAAUCCUGCAGUGACGCUCACGCAAAGGCACUCAAGUAAAGAGAUUAGCCCCCCCCCCUUUCCCCCCAAUUGUAUCCGGCCAAUUACCCCACUCUUCCGAGCCGUCCUGGUCGCUGCUCCACCCCCUCUGCCGAUCCGGGGAGGGCCGCAGACUACCACAUGCCUCCUCCCAUUCAUGUGGAGUCACCAGCCGCUUCUUUUCACCUGACAGCGAGGAGUUUCACCAGGGGGACAUAGCGGGUAGGAGGAUCAUGCUAUUCCCUCCAGUUCCCCCUCCCCCCGAACGGGUGCCCCUACCGAUCAGAGGAGGUGCUAGUGCAGCGACCAGGACACAUACCCACACCCGGCUUCCCACCCGCAGACACGGCCAAUUGUGUCUGUAGGGACGCCUGACCAAGCCGGAGGUAACACGGGGAAUCAAACCGGCGGUCCCCGUGUUGGCAGGCAGUGGACUAGACCGCUAUGCUACCCAGAUGCCCAAGAGAUUAGCUUUUAAAGAUGGAAAUUGUCACAGUUAUCUCUCCAUCAUUGAGAAUCAUCCGCAUUUUGAAUGGAAAUCAAAGCACGCCUAAGUUCUGUAACUGUUCAAUCCCCUCCUCGGACCCGUCUGUGGAUCUGAUGAAUUGUAGUCUAUGCAUGGCAUGAUAACACGGUUAUCAGGAUUGGCCAAGCACAAGCAGCAACACAGCAAGGCAGCUGUCAUGGGGCCGUCAUCAGUUAUUACUGCCAGUUCAUCAGUUCAUCUGCAAUCAGCCCCCCACCCCCGACCCGGUCUGCCUCCAAACUUGUGUGACUGUCAGGUCAAACCGCUUUCCUGUGGCUUUACAUCAAAGAGGGCUUCAGCGGCCAUCUUACUGACUUCAGGGACCAACCAGAUUUCCAGGGACUUUGCUCAGCUCAGUAACUGCGAGGCACGGAAUUCUGUUCUCGACUCAGUUACAGGCGUCCACGACGUGAUAUAAGGGGACGUCGUUGAUGCGUUUAGAUAUCUUGUACGUGCCCCCCGCUUUGCGUUUUAAGAACUGUAAUUACGCGGCUAAGCAAAGACACGGCUACGGAUUCGACCUCGGCCUCGAUGGGUCACGCUCACGUCUUGUUUUGCUCUGCGGAGAGUUGAAUCUGCCUCAAAGAUCUGAAAUGCACUUUAUCAUGAGAUUAUUUGGGUUGUACAAUAUAGCUAUCAUCUGCACUGUAUUAUGUGGCAUUCAAUGGCGUUAAUUUUGCACAGAUUUCAUGGUUCCUGAUGGCUCCAUUUCAGUUUUUGUGAUAAUGCAAUGCUUGCUUUUUUUUUGUCUAAGCAAACGCGAAUGAGAUACGUUUAUAUCAGCCAUCUACAGUAAAGACUCAGUAGAUGGGGCGGCCCACAGACAACAUAAAUAGUAUUAUAUUUUGACCUAAUAGCUACAGUAUUAAAUAAAGAGCAAAAAAUAUAUGAUUUGUUUAUUAACAUGUGACAUUUUAACAGUAAUUUGACAUUUCUGGUGUAAAAAUGUGCUGUUUCGAGAAUACAAUUCAGUAAUAUGAGGUAAUCUUGCAACGAAGGGAAAGUCAAUUUAUAAUGCAAAAACUAUUUUCGUACUUGGGAAAACGGCUGGAACUUAUUUUGUUAGCUUUCAUUUGCUGUGUUUAUUCAAUGAAAAAAUAAAUCUGCAAGCAUGACAGAUAAAAGUGAAACACACAAAGACACAUGUUUCGAUGCCAGAUUCAGCUUCAUGGUGAGUUGCUUACAGAUCAGUGUAAACACGCAGUUGCAUGUACCAUGAAGUGCCCAUGGGAACUGACAGAUGGAGAAUCCAGUGAGCAGAAGAGUAGGCAGAUGUACCAAAAGCUAAUGUAAUACAUGUCAAAUCGACAAGAGGAAAACAUCAGGGAAUCAUCGGCAAAUAAAAUCCUGACGUAUUCUGCCUGGCAACUUGGACUGAAUGGACGAGUAUCUGCGGUAAUGAUACCCAAAAUGUAUUAUAAGCCAUGGCCAUAUAAUUGUUAAAUAGAAACUGUACUGAUUGUUUUAAAGAUUAUAUAAAUGUAUCAUAAUCAUGGACAAGGGCAGUUUAUACACGUCUAUUCAACAUUUGUGCGUUAAGAUAAGUAACUCUUACUUUGCUGAUAUUGAGACACUGUGUGAAGUUGUACCGGUACUGCAUUGUUCAUAUGGUGAUGACGUCAGAUUUGAUUACAAUAAACGUAUUUUGGAACUUUUCUUCGUUUGUCAGUUCAGCGCGGCCCGGCUAAGUGGCAGUAAUGCAUGGGGACAGGCCUGGAUGUCUUUCAGCUCGCUGCUGUAAAAUUCACAGCCUCAGCAGUUACACAAGCAGCAGCGAAACCACUUCAGCCUCUCUGCAUUUUCUCCAGAAUGUUCUUCCUUCGACCCCGUUGGGAUUGGACUUGUCAUGUUAUGUGACGCGUAUAGGGGGAAGGGGCUCUUUGCCAGCUGUGGUCACACGA